Molecule: messenger RNA, 4237 nt
Organism: Anoplophora glabripennis (Asian longhorned beetle)
Lineage: Eukaryota; Metazoa; Arthropoda; Insecta; Coleoptera; Cerambycidae
Product: hexosaminidase D-like
Exons: 4
Coding region: 367-2277 (636 amino acids)
Biological process (GO): carbohydrate metabolic process
Molecular function (GO): hexosaminidase activity
Source: RefSeq, a predicted model, not a curated record
AGAAUUCUUAGUAGUUUAUAUUAUUAUCAAUAUAUUAGUGGCGUAUAGUUAGUUGUCUACUAAUCAGUUGCUGUAAUUAAAAACAAAAUGCAAUGCAAGUAGUAAAUCGAUGAAAUAAAUAAUUGUGCAGUUACAUAAAUGGAAGGUAUAGAAUUAAUUAAUAAAUAUAGAUGCUCUAACUAUAAAAGAAUUAAUUGGAAAUGUAUUAGAAUCCUAAGAAUGUGGAAGGAGUGUAUUUGCAAAACAUCAUUAAUACAAGAAGUUUAACAGAUUUGUGCCAGUACCAUAUACAUAAUUAAUGUGGCUGUUUAAAUUAAUUUGAUAUCAAAUAGGUUGUCUCCCGAAGAAUUAUUAAAUUAGUUUAAUAUGCAUUUUAAUUAUGCACAUAGAUUCUGUUUGGCUGCAUACAGAAAGAAAACUAGCCUUUUGGUGGCAGCUGGUCUGUCAGUGUUAAUACUGUUCGGACUGGAAUACUCAAGAUUAGAAGAAAACAAAAUCAGUGAACUCAUGAAAGAAGAAAGGGAUGCUCAAGUAGUUGCAGAUGCUUUAAUGAAAAGUAUCAAUGUUAAGUUCAUCGAGAGUGCCAAGCGUUUGAACAAGGAAGAAAUAUUUACUUCAAAAAUUGCAACUGAGCUAGACGUGGAAGCACUAGCUAAGCUCGAGCAGCCUAGCAGAGACGAGAUUGCAAAAAGAAAAGCCGACAUGGCAGAUAACCAAUUUGAGAUUUUGGAGACGGAGCAGCAGCUGGGAAUUCCGUAUGUUAAUCUAGAUCCGAAAAAUCCAUAUGUUCCGAAGAAGCGAAUCGUCCAUUUAGAUUUCAAGGGUGCACCUCCCAUUUUGCCGUACUUUAAGAAAUUAUUUCCCUUGAUCAAAGUAAUAGGGGCAACAGGUGUACUUUUAGAAUAUGAAGACAUGUUUCCGUUUAGUGGUACUUUAAGAAAUAUAUCGGCUAAAAAUGCCUUCAGUCCAAAUGACAUUAAAGAAAUCCUUAAAUUAGCAGAGGAAUCAAAUCUAGAGGUAAUACCCUUAAUACAAACCUUCGGUCAUGUAGAAUUCGCCCUGAAACACGCAGAAUUUGCCUCAUUACGUGAAGUACCGGGCAGUCCACAGGCCAUUUGUCCUAGCAGGAGUGGAUCUCUUAAUUUCAUACAAGAAAUAAUCAGUCAGGUUAUGGAUUUGCACCCCGAGGCUAAAUACGUGCAUAUCGGUUGUGAUGAAGUGUUCCAAAUGGGCGAAUGUGAUAUUUGCCGCUUAGAAAUACAUGAGAACCUGUUCCUCAAGCAUGUGAAAAACGUAGCAGAUAUCGUUCACAGCAGGUACCCCCAGAUCGGCGUUAUAGUGUGGGAUGAUAUGCUCCGUCACAUAUCCCAACAAUCCAUGCAAGAGAUAAACCUCGGCAGCUUGGUUGAGCCCAUGGUUUGGGUUUACGCCGAAGAUAUAUAUCAUUUCGUCCAACCGUCUGUGUGGGACAAGUACGCGGCCGUGUUUGACAGUGCCUGGACAGCUUCGGCUUUUAAGGGGGCAUUUGGGGAGACUUUGUACGUUCCGAAUGCUAGACGCCACUUAGAGAACAAUCUCCGAUGGUUAGACGUCAUGGCCACCCAAACGUUAGCUUUCAAGCGAGGCUUAAUGGGCAUAGUUGUGACGGGUUGGCAACGUUACGAUCAUUUCGCGGUACUCUGCGAGUUAUUGCCUGCAGCUAUUCCAUCGCUGGCUCUAAAUCUGGUAGCUGUCGCUCACGGUUACUUUAACUCGUCUCUGAAGGAGAAAUUUCUCACGGCACUUAGUUGUCCGGUACAAAAUACGGCGCACACUUCUCCCUUCAUAAGCUUAGACAUAGACCCGUUCUUGUGGGACAAACUGAACCGCUGCAUGUUUCCCGGUAACUCAUUUUUCAGAUUGACGAACAGGCUGCAAAACAUGGAGACGGAAGCGAGGGAGUACUUGGACCUGACCAAACGGCAGAAGGGGUGGAUGACGGCAUACAACUUGCGCCACAACUACAGUCUACCUCUGCGUGUUGAGGAGUUGACGACGGACUUGCCCCGUGUGUACCAUGGAAUGAUAAAUCUGGCCAGAUCGGCAGUGGACGUUAUGGUCGACAUUUUCGACAAUUAUACGAUAUCCGAGUGGAUCGAACAGAGAAUAUAUCCGUACAUACUCGAGUUGGAGCAAUUACAAAAUCAAAGCAUUGCGUUAAAAAGUGUCAAUCAAUGGCCGGCUAGGCCACUGCCACCUUUAAAGGAUCUACAAAGGCUGGGCGUCGCAGUUAAUUAAGGAUUAACCUAACUUUAUUAAAUAAUAGCAAAUUUAUCAUUUAGCGAACACGAUACUCGUUUUGUUUUAACGUUAAGGCUGUUUCUAGAAAGACAGGGGUGUAGUUUGAAAGGGACUAUAGAUGGGUCGUUCCAAAAAGUAGUUUUAAUUAAACACAGGUUAUUUAUUAGGACGACAACCACCAAAAUUAGUAUAUCCUCAAUUUUGACAUUUUUUUUCAUGUUGCUACAAGAAUCAUAUGAAUUUGAUGGAUUCAUUAAUUAACCAAAUAUUUACUUAAAUUAAAAAUUAAUUAAAAAAUAUUUAUCAAACCACCUCCAGGAUAUCCAGAUCCAAUAUGUAGAAAAACCAAGUGUACGUGGGCAACCUCCUACUUUUCUGGCACUUUAUGUCCAUUUCUAUAUUUCCCUUACUGUUAAAGAUAAACCCACCAAGCCUUUCUUCACUGUAAUCAUAAGAAACUAUUCGAUAUGUGUAAAAAUACACAGGUGUUCUAUUUAAAAAAGACCUUCUUGGGCCCAGACACUUCUAUAAUUCUGUAAUUCAAAUCAAUUUCACAAUUUAAGCAACGGAAAAUUAAAAGUAGUUAAUUCAUAUAAUUUUUAUUCUUGUGCAUUUUUUGAUAGCUUGAAAGAUUUAUUUUGCAACAUUGGAACGUAUCUCCUAUAUUUCCAUGCAAAUGCCAGUCCAUAUUAGCGGUACAUUUUCAGAACAUAUCCCUCGAGAAUAAGGAGCUUUGACUGUACUUUACACUUAAAUUUUUCCGCCCUCCCUGAUAUAGAAAUCCAGAGCCGCCACUGAUUAAAAUACCCAGGAAAUAUAGGAUGUCGCACGAUUCCACCGGCAAAAUUCAUCAGAUUAUUUUCCGACAAUAAUUAAAAGAAAUAAUAAUUUCUGAGAUCUAAAAUUUUAUUAUUAUUUUCUAUUCUAUUCCCAAUAAUUUUAGAUGAUUCAUUUAAACUCGAUAGAUUCAAUACUUUUUUGAGAAUCGACGAACUACCAUUCAAAAUAAUUGAUAUUAGUCGUACAGUGCCCCUAAAUUUUUUGUUAUAAAGAUACUGACUCUUCUUUCGUGAUUAGAUAACUUUUUUAUUUUAUCCUUUUUAACUUUUUGGCCUCGUAAUUUUAUUUUUGGGGUCUACUUGUUUAGAUGUGACUUGAUGGCAUGUUAGCUAGCUUUAGGUAAAACUGCAAUUUUGUGGGUUCAUGUCUAAUUAUCUGACUGGCCAGCCAUUUGUUCCAAUGUAUCUACCGAGGAACAUGUAAAAUAACUUGAAACUAAAAAUAAUAAUAAAUAAAACUUUGCGUCUCUAAAAAAAUCGGCUAAAAGAAAUUGCAAGAAAAAAAAAAAUGUUUGGCUAUAAAUGGCCAAAAUUCUAUACGUUUAAAACAAAAUAUUUAGAUAAAUCUCCAGCACAUUCGAAUAAUAAUUUUUCAAGUAACCUAUUCUAUUAGCUUAUAAGAAUAAUUCCACCGCUGAAUAAUUAUUAAAAUACUCUAUAAUCUAACACGAAACUGUCAUUAAUUUAACUUUGUUCGAAACUUUACCAUCACAAAUGUUUUCGCAAUAUGGGAUAAGGUAAAUGUGUGGGUGCCGUGCGCCACGAAAAUGUAAAGAAAAUGCAAAAUACGUAUAUUUAUAUAGAAAUAGAAUAUUUGGUAUACUUAUUGUUAACGGAAAUUAAAAGUUUCAUAUUCAGUUUAGGAAAAAUAAAUAUUAUUUAAGGGAUCGACGUCUUUUGCGAUUCAUGCACGACACGGUAAAUAAAAACUUGCCGAGUAAAAUUAUGACGUGGCAAGUUUUUUCCAUCAUUCACAUAAAAAGUAGAUAUAUGUCUGUGACUUUAUGUUAAAUUUAGGGCAGACUCUUUCAGUGCUCUUAUUUUAGUUGUCCUUUUUUGUAAAUAUAUUUAAAUCGGCAAUUAUUUAUAUGUAAAAUUUUUGUGUGCCAUCUAUUAUA